CCAAAACCAAGCACAAGUUUUCAAGUUCAAGAACAGCUUUCAAGAUACCUUCCCAUUAACUCAUUCAGUGCCUUUCAUGCCCCCACCUAGUCUUUUCUUAAACAUUUUUCUGUCUCUUUUGCUUUCUGGUUCCAUAGAACACUUCAACAUCAACAUCCACAACCAUACAUAUCUAUAUUUAUUUAAUAAAUCGUGAUUAACAACUUCAUAUGUAUAAAGCCCAGAAUCAGAAUCAUAAUCCUCCAUCUUUCUCUCCAUAAGCAACUGCAAGUUCCAUCUUUCGCUUAGAUGUUUGGUUUUUAACUUAAUCUUUCUAAUUUUGGUGAAGUAGCAUAAACUAUAGAAGUUCUAGCUUCCAAUCUGCAGUGAGAGAGAAGAAGAGGAGGGAAGCAAUGGGGCCUGAAGAUAGGAAGGUGCUCAGUUUUGCAGAAGUCUCCCUACACAGUGACAUGAAAGACUGUUGGGUAAUCAUCAAUGGCAAGGCAUAUGAUGUGACAGACUUUUUGUUGGUGCAUCCUGGUGGCCAAGAGAUUUUGUUAAUGGCAGCUGGGAAAGAUGCAAGUGAAGAGUUUGAGAAUGCCGGUCAUGGCAGUGCUGCAAGGCUAAUGUUGGACGAAUUCUACGUUGGAGAGGUUGAUCCAUUGUCAAUGCCUACAACCAUUGUGCAGACAUCUCCUAAGCAAGUUCUUAAAUAUGAUAAAUUGUCAAACGUCGUAUUCCAACUCUUUCGGAGAUUCCUUCCCUUUUCUGUCUUGGUUGUUGCCAUUGCCAUUGUUCGCUUCUUCACUUAACCAUUUUGUGGUUAUGGAUUGAGUUGAAAUUACGAGCAAAAGACAUUAAUUGUGCAAUCUUUGUUAUAUUUUUUUAGACACGAAUUUAUAUAAAUAUUAUUUUAA
Diospyros lotus (date-plum) is the source of this 896-nucleotide messenger RNA. Its product is annotated as cytochrome b5-like. Gene Ontology annotation, cellular component: membrane; intracellular membrane-bounded organelle. Lineage: Eukaryota; Viridiplantae; Streptophyta; Magnoliopsida; Ericales; Ebenaceae. The transcript is spliced from 3 exons. Bases 393 to 791 code for a protein of 132 amino acids. Gene Ontology annotation, molecular function: heme binding. The record is from RefSeq and is a predicted model, not a curated record.